UUCUCUACCGGGCAUAUGACGUCAUUACAUGGUGUUCUUCACAUUGAAACAGGUUCAGUUGGUAUCAGCCCGAGGAAAAGUUUAAAAACACCAGUGAGAAAAUGUUUCCAGACAGGUUUCGAAGAUUGGUUUCUUAUUACUACUGAACGCAGUCUGGGCGAUAUAAAGUCUGUCACUCUGUGGCAUGAUAACUCGGGAUUAAGUCCACAUUGGUUUGUGAAUCAAAUUUUCGUGAAGGAUGUUCAUACUGACAGUUCUUGGACAUUUGUAUACAAUGACUGGCUGGCUGUAGACCGAGGUAAUUUAUUGCUGACAACAACAACAUUACUGCCUGUGACUGAGGAGGAGCUGAAAUUAAAGAAAAAGUUUAAUUUUAUGAUUACAUCAGCACAGAACCUUAGAGAUGGUCAUAUUUGGAUAAGCAUUUUCUAUAAACAAGCAAGUAAUACAUUUACAAGAGUACAAAGGCUGACGUGUUGUCUGACACUUCUUUUAACAACCAUGUUGACUAAUUUAAUGUUUUACGGCAUACCGACAGACGAUCCCGAGGAUCAGCUAGUCACAGGUGGAUUCAAGCUAUCGCUCUCCCAGAUUGUUAUAGGAAUAGAAAGCAGCCUGAUAAUGUUUCCCGUGAAUCUCCUAAUCGUACAACUGUUCACGAAAGUAAAACAGAAACCAGCAACUGGUCGAACCCCUCAUCCAAUAGAAUUUUAUUUGGAGGCCUGUCUUGGGAGACGAUGGGAGAAAAUCAUGAACAAUAUGUUUUUACAAUUCAAGACUCUCACAAACACUCGCCAUCCCGGGAAGGAACAUUUCAUACCGAGACAAAGACCAGAUGAACGAAGAGUUCUGGAAGCUAUCAACACUGAAAUAGAAACAAGACAAACAGGCAAGAUAUUUCCAUGGUGGUUUGUAUACGUAGCAUGGUCAGUUUCUAUAACAACUUGCAUUACUUCCUCGUACUUUGUGGCGUUAUACGGACUGAAGUAUGGCUAUGAUCGCAGUAUAGAGUGGCUCGUUUCCUUCCUUACUGGCUUCUUCCAGAGUAUUUUUGUGCAACAACCAGUAAAGGUGAUGACAUUUUUUCAGAUUCCAUAUCAAUUUAAUUUAACAGGUUUUGUAUGUUACGUAACUGUAUUUUUAAGAUCGGAAGCUGAUGCCAAUCUACAUAAAGCAGAAUACUUUGUAUCAAUAGUUGACUUACUCUGGAAUUAAGAAUAUAUUUUGGUUUUUUAUUGCGAAUGUGCAGGAACAAACAACAUUUACAGACACAGCUUCGAACAUAAACGCAACAUGUUGACUAAUCAGGUGUGAAUGGUAGUGCAUCUUAAAGCUAUAUCGGUAAAAGUUUGUUUGCACUGAUAGGUUAGCUUGGAAAAACCCACAUGUGCCGAAUUCCGGAUAACAUGCAUCUUUUUAAAUGAUAUCAUCGUCACCUAAUUGAACAUGCUAUUUCUAGACAGAGUUUAAAAAAAAUUGAUGUAAUAGCCUAUUAAGGGAUGUUAAACAUUACCUUUCAUUAACAGGUAUUUGAAUAUCACCUUAAGGGUUUUGUAUAAAAGCUUAACUGAAUCAUAAUGCUUAUUUUAUAUAACAACCAGUCAAGGUGUCUUUAAUAUCGCUUUCUUUUCAAUACUUUAUUGUGCCCCACUAAAGGGAGGGCAUUGACAUUUACCCUUGUCCGUCAAUCUAUCCAUUUGUUCUCAUUUUGUGUCACACGUAGCUCAAAAAGUAUUUGACCUAGAGUCAUGAAACUUUACAGGAAUGUUGCUCAGCAUGUGAAGUUGUGCACCUGGGGUUUCGCUUGUGGAUUUAAUUUGUUUUGUUAGAGUUAUUGCCCUUGACUUAGUAAAAAUUUGCAAUUUUCAAAUUGUCUCGCACAUAGCUCAAAAAGUAUUUGACCUAGUGUCAUGAAAAUUUACAGGAAUGUUGAUCGACAUGUGUAGUUGUGCACCUGGGUAUUUUGGUAUGGAAUUUUAUAGUAUUUGUAGAGUUAUUGCCCUUGACUUAGUAAAAAUUUGCAAUUUUCAACUUGUGGCACAUGUAGCCAAAAAAAAUAUUUGACCAAGAGUCAUAAGAUUGACAAAACAGUGGAGUGUGGGGGCACCUGUGUCCUAUGUACACAUUUCUAGAUAUAUCAGUUAUAUUGUGUCAUAAAUCAUGAUGAAAAGUUAUAUAUAAAAAACCCAUUUAGUAAAAGGUCUGUAACAAAUCAAAUUUGUUCUCUUCAAAACUAUGACAGUUGUCCUCUUUUUUUCUAGCAAUAAAAAAAAAUCAUUUUGUGCUUAAAUAUUUUUUGGAAAUUGAGAUUAGAAAAAAGUGCUUUCAUUAUUUUAUGUUAUUGGAAUUCACUUUUCAUAAUCUUACUUUAAAGUAUACUUGGCUAUGUAAGUUUAAAGUCACCGACUUAUUACAAUAAUAUGAUAUAAGAAUCAUAAUGAUAUACUAUAAAGUUAAUAUGAGCCGCGUCACAACAAAACCAACAUAGUGGGUUUGCGACCAGCAUGGAUCCAGACCAGCCUGCGCAUC
Molecule: messenger RNA, 2529 nt
Organism: Ruditapes philippinarum (Manila clam)
Lineage: Eukaryota; Metazoa; Mollusca; Bivalvia; Venerida; Veneridae
Product: polycystin-1-like protein 2
Exons: 6
Coding region: 16-1215 (399 amino acids)
Biological process (GO): detection of mechanical stimulus; kidney development
Cellular component (GO): membrane
Molecular function (GO): calcium channel activity; protein binding
Source: RefSeq, a predicted model, not a curated record